Messenger RNA from Aspergillus viridinutans, 1491 nucleotides. RefSeq names its product sugar porter family MFS transporter. NCBI's taxonomy places the organism in Eukaryota, Fungi, Ascomycota, Eurotiomycetes, Eurotiales, Aspergillaceae. Gene Ontology annotation, molecular function: carbohydrate:proton symporter activity. The record is from RefSeq and is a predicted model, not a curated record. Gene Ontology annotation, biological process: carbohydrate transport; transmembrane transport. The transcript has 6 exons. Bases 1 to 1491 code for a protein of 496 amino acids. Gene Ontology annotation, cellular component: membrane.
AUGAUCAACAAGAAAGGACUUUACAACUGGUAUGUUGCCAUGGUGGCGGCAGGAUGUAUGGUGCUUUCUGGCUAUGACGGGUCUGUUUUCAAUUCAGUCCAGAACUCCCCUCAUUGGAUGAAAUAUUUCGAUACCCCGACAGGGAAUCUUCUUGGAUUGAUCAAUACUACCUACACGAUUGGCGCAAUUAUUUCCGGAUGGUUCCUCGGUGGUCCUACAGCUGAUUUCCUGGGGAGAAGAUGGGGAAUGGGUCUUGGCUGCUUUAUCACUAUAAUUGCUGCAUUCAUCCAGACCUUUGCCCCAGAGCACAAAGUCGGCAUAUUCAUUUUGGGCCGGGUGAUUAUUGGCAUCGGCCAAGGAAUGGCGUUAACGGCUGGCCCUAUCUACAUCGGAGAGAUAACCCCUGCUCACAUCCGCGGCAAGGUCAUGUCUUUUUGGCAGCUUUUUUGGUCCGUUGGGUCAUUUUUGGCCUACUGGAUCAAUUAUGGCACCGCCAAACGAAGUGCCACGCUGCGAAACUGGGACUGGAAAAUUGUGGUCCUCUUGCAGAUCAUCGUUCCCUUCUUGAUCAUUUGCCAACUACCCUUCAUGCCUGAAUCUCCACGCUGGUAUAUUCAGAAGGGCAAUAGGAUUGAAGAUGCCCGCCGGUCGUUAAGCAGAGUACGUGAUAAUGAGGAAGAUAUCGAAAACGAACUUCACUCAAUUCGAGAUGCGAUUACGUUUGAGAAGGAGGCCAUCUCAGUAUCAUAUCUAGCUCUCUGGAAGGACAAAUCCAUCCGCAAACGACUUUUCCUUGCCUUCGUGGUCAAUAUCGGUCAGCAACUCAGCGGCCAGGGAACGCUAAAUACAUACUCCUCAACCAUUUACAAGAAGAUUUGGGUAAAUGCUAACACCAUUAACUUGAUUAACGCGCUUAACUCGACAUGCGGCAUUCUAUUUACGCUUAAUGCCGUCUGGACUAUCGACCGCUUUGGCAGGAGAUUCCUUUUUAUGGUUGGUGCGAUUGGAAUGGCCACGUGCAUGCUCCUCGUUGCGACUAUUGGGUUAACUACCCCGACCCUUGCAUCUGGUGGCAAGUCAGAGCCUGUCGGGGUGGCCCUGGUAUUUCUGCUUUUCCUUUUCAUAUUUUUCUAUAAACCCUCAUGGGGGGCAACUACUUGGAUUUGGACUUCCGAAAUCUUCUCGAUGAAUGUGCGUGCCCAAGCGAUGGGUAUGUGCUCACAGAUGCAGAAUGUCGCCAACCUUGUGUUCCAACAAUUCUUUCCAACAUUUUACAAAAAUUGUGGUUUAAAAUCCUUUUUCUUCUUUGUAGCAUGCAACGUCUGCUUGUUCAUAUUUGUUUGGUUCCUCAUCCCCGAAACCAAACAAGUGACAUUGGAGGAGAUGGAUGUGCUUUUUGGGGGUGUCAAUCACGUUGAGAUCGGGGAGGCAAUGACGAAGCAAGAGACCCAACACGACGAGAUUGUGGUGCAUUCUAAGAGCACUAAAUAA